Molecule: messenger RNA, 1133 nt
Organism: Rubroshorea leprosula
Lineage: Eukaryota; Viridiplantae; Streptophyta; Magnoliopsida; Malvales; Dipterocarpaceae
Source: the annotation of a GenBank genome assembly
UAUUGUACCUUGCAGUGGAAGCAAAACCAACCCUUUGGAUCUUCCUGUCUUUCUUCUCUGCUCUCUUCUUUCUGUCACCCUAAUUCCUUUCUUCCGUCGGGUUUAUAAUGGCCGAGACAUCUAAUGGAAAUCACACUGUUGUGACUGUGAGAGGCGUAGAUGCCACCAUUAUUCCUCCUCUGCCGGCCGAGCCAUCUAAUGGAAAUCACACUGUUGUGAGUGUGAGAGGCGGAGAUGCCACCGACAGUCCUCCUCCGCCGGCCGCCAGUUCGUUCAAAGACUUCAACCUCGGUUGCUCUGUUCCUUUCAUGCAGAAGCUGAUGGCGGAGGUGUUGGGCACAUUCUUCUUGAUAUUUAUCGGAUGUGCAUCGGUGGUGGUCAAUUCCAACGAGAACAAAGUGGUGACACUUCCAGGGAUAGCAAUGGUGUGGGGUUUGGCCGUGACGACUCUGAUUUACUCUCUUGGUCACGUUUCCGGAGCCCAUUUCAACCCUGCUGUCACCAUUGCUUUUGCAAGCUGCAAGAGAUUUCCUCUCAAUCAGGUUCCGGCCUAUAUGGCUGCUCAGCUUCUUGGAUCAACACUGGCUGCCGGAACUCUUCAAUUAUUGUUCAUCGGAAAGAAUGAUGUUUUUUUUGGAACAUCCCCACAAGGAUCAGAUUUGCAAGGUUUUGUGAUGGAGUUCAUCAUCACAUUCUACCUCAUGUUUAUCGUUUCCGGUGUUGCCACCGACAACAGAGCUAUUGGAGAAUUAGCAGGACUGGCUGUUGGCUCUACUGUGCUGAUUAUCGUGUUGUUUGCAGGGCCAAUUACAGGAGCAUCAAUGAACCCUGCAAGAACCUUGGGGCCUGCAAUUGUAUCAAACCACUGGAAAGGGAUAUGGAUAUAUCUAACUUCACCAAUUCUUGGGGCGGUAUCAGCGGCGUGGGUGUAUAACAUGUUAAGGGAGACAGGCAAGCCAUUUUGUGAGAUCACCAAAGCAGCCUCUUCCCUCGAGAGUGCAUAAAGCCGUUAACAUGACUCAUAAAAAGGGUUUAGUCAGGGAUGGAGCCUGAAAUUUAAGUUAAAGGGGCAAAAAGUUAAAAUCUUUUGUGAGUUAUUUAUUAGUUAAUGUUAAUACAAUUUAUAUUGGUUU